This is a messenger RNA of Pararge aegeria (speckled wood butterfly), 2446 nucleotides long. Its product is annotated as metaxin-1. NCBI's taxonomy places the organism in Eukaryota, Metazoa, Arthropoda, Insecta, Lepidoptera, Nymphalidae. The transcript is spliced from 6 exons. Gene Ontology annotation, biological process: mitochondrion organization. The record is from RefSeq and is a predicted model, not a curated record. Gene Ontology annotation, cellular component: SAM complex. The coding region runs from base 123 to 1076 and encodes 317 amino acids.
CUGCUGAGGGCUGUGUGUUGCACUCUGCAGAUUAAAAACAAAAGAACACGGCCUUAGGUUUGUUGUGCAAUGUUAGAAAAAUUAAAAGUUUACUUCAGUUAACAUUAGUUUUACUUUUAGUAAUGGCUAGUAUAGAAUUAGAUAUAUGGCGUGGAGAAUGGGGACUUGCGUCAAUUGAUCUGGAAUGCCUUAAAGUUUUGACCUAUAUGAAAUUUAUUGGAGUUCCUGUUAAAGUACGUGAGGCUAGUAAUCCAUUUUUUACACCAAAAGGUACUUUGCCUGUUAUGAGAGACGGACGGACUGUAUUGACCAACUUUGAAGAAGUUGUAGCAUAUCUGAAGUCUUUGCAUUACAGCACAGAUGUCCACUUGAACCAGAAGCAGGCAGCGGAAGCGAGCGCAUUUACGCAAUAUUUAAGAGACAAACUGUAUCCAGCUUACCAAUAUGCGUGGUGGGUUGAUGAGAAGAACUAUGGAGACAUCACAAGACCUGCUUACGCUAAAGCCCUGCAAAUACCAUUUAAUUUCUACUAUCCCUCCAAGUAUCAGAGUUCUGCCAAGGCGAUGGUUGAUGCGCUGUUUGGUGAACACACAGACUUGAAAGAAAUUGAGAAAACUAUUUACAGUGAAGCUGAAAAAUGCCUUAAGACCCUCUCAGACAGAUUGGGGGAGAGUGAAUACUUCUUUGGCAACAGACCUUCCUCGUUCGACGCGAUAGUGUUUGCGUACCUCGCGCCGCUGGUCAAGGCUCCCUUCUCCAACGCAACACUCGCUAAUCACGUCAAAGGGAUCGCCAACUUGAGUAGAUUCGUCGCGCGCAUCGGUCAGAAGAACUUCAGAAGUGUUACGGAUGACUACAACCGCGUGGACUCGAAGAAGAAGUCGCAAGGCACGCAGUCGGAGCGAGAGGCGGCGCACUUCCCCCACCAGACACGCAACAAGCUGCUAGCGGCUGUGUUCGCCGCGCUCGCCAUGACGGGCUAUGCGGUCGCCAACGGCAUGUUUCAGGACCUGAAAGAUUUCGAGCACUCGCAACAUUACAACGACAUGUUUGAGAAUGAGGAAGACGACAACUGACACUGACGCGGCUCUCUCCGUCCGCGCUGUGUUCGACCGGCAUCCACACUGCCGGCCAUUUUGUUUUUAUCACUAUGAGCUAGUUAUUAGCAUGCGAAAGCUAGAAUUAGUUUCUUGUUACCUGUCUAAUAUUCAAAAAAAAUACUGUUGCGCAAUGUGACCGCACACCUUAGGGCGUUUACGCUGCAUUUUUAUAAUAUUAUGAUUUUAUUGCAAAUACUGAAAAUGACGAUAAAUUAAACAUUUAUAAGCUUUAAAAUAGCAAUGUGGUAAUGGAGAUAGUAAAAUAAAAACCGCCAAUGUCCGCCAAAAAGAUCAUAAUUAUUUUUUCAAUUUUUUUUUAACAUAUAUUCGAUUUAAAAGUUAUUAAUCAAUUGUUCACAUUUAAGACAGGUAAGAAGAAAUCUAUAUUUGACUCUGUCCUUUUAGUUAAUUUACUCAAUAUAAACAAUUUAAAAAAAUUCCUAAAAAAAAAAAAAAAUGCAUUAUGAUACCUAAAAGAUUUUGUAAUGCAUUUUUGUUCAAUUCACAGAUUAUAAAAGACUCAAGUUUUUUACAAUUUGUAAAGUGACCAAACGAGUGUAAUUAUACGUUUAUAAAUGUGAAUGUAGUAGCAUGUUUUCUAACUUGUCUUAUAAUGGAAAAAAAAUUGCAUUACUUUAAACUGGAAAGUAUGUAUUAAUACUAGAUUACGCAUCAAGUAAUCACUGCAAUUUAAAAACAAGUAAUGUACCAUACGUGUUUCAUACGAAGAUUUUCACGAGAGAAAAGAAACUUUUAAAUACGUUCAGGCCGGACCAUAUUUUGCUGUUUUUCCACUGUAUGAAAAUUUCGAAGGCCGCUCUCUAGAAUUUGUUCGAAAGUGGUUAUUCACUCGCAAAAAUAUUAUCGUUCAUUUAAGGAAAUGCCUACUAUUUUUAACAGCAUAAAACCUCUUUGUUGGUAAAAAAAAGAAUCUGUAUCACCCGGCUAAAUUCAAAAUGGUCCAUGUUCAUACUUAUAACUUGCAGGUACAAAGACAAACUAAAGAUAAUAAAUCAUAAUCACAAAUUAAACACAAGUACGGUCAUUUUAAAUAAAACACGCGUGUCUAAUAUCUUAGAUUAGGAGUCUUAUUUCGAUGUAACAAGGUCCAAGUUACGAGCAAGUGUGAUGAAAAAAUAUAAAAUAACAAAAGAACGCGACUUUCUUAACAAUUUGAUAAUAUACUUUACACUAAAUAGGAACAAAAAUAUUGUUUACAUUAUAAGACAAGUAAGAAAAAAUUUACUUCUACGUGGAAGCGAAUAAUUCAGCGCUUCGUUAUUUAACGUAUGUUCAGUGGCGUGCAUAGAGGGUAUGCACAGGGUAUGCAGAUGAUAUAAAAUGAA